AUGGAGCGGCUUCGGGGUCUACUUCAGAGAGCGCAAGAGUUGUCCCUAGGAACUUCUCAGACCAUCUACGAGCGUGUUGAAGGCACCCAGGGGCAGGGGCGCCUGGAGGAAGAAGAGGGAGACGGGGAGGAGGGUUCCGAAAUUCCGGCCCACUUCUGCCCAAUGGAGCUGAGGAGCCCGGAACCCCAGGGCUCUAGACCAAGACAGCAAAACCUCAGACCCUGGGUGGCAGCAGGACGAAGGGCCACCCCCUCCCUGGUUCUGACAGCCCUGCUGAUCUUCACUGGGGCCUUCCUUCUGGGCUAUGUGGCCUUUCGAGGGUCCUGCCAGGCAUGCGGAGAUGCUGUGUUGCUGGUCAACGACGAUGUCAGCUAUGAGCUGGGUCCUGACUCCCACCAGGGUCCACUGUAUUGGCGUGACCUCCAAGCCAUGUUCCUGAGGUUCCUGGGGGAAGGGCACCUGGAGGACACCAUCAGGCAAACCAGCUCUCGGGAAAGAGUAUCUGGCUCUGCUGGGAUGGCUGCCCUGGCUCAGGACAUCCGCUCCGAGUUCUCCCGCCAGAAGCUGGACCACGUGUGGACUGACACACACUACGUGGGGUUGCAGUUCCCGGACCCGGAUAACCCCAACACCCUGCACUGGAUCAAUGCGACAGGCUGGGACGAGGAGCAGCUGCCAUUGGAGGACCCCAACGUCUAUUGUCCCUACAGCGCGACUGGUAACUACAUGGGAGAGCUGCUGUACGCCCACUAUGGGCGGCCGGAGGACCUGCAGGAGCUGCGAGCUAGGGACGUGGAGCUGGCGGGGCGACUCCUGCUGGUGCGCGUGGGGAACAUCAGCUUUGCCCAAAAGGUGGCCAAUGCCCAGGACGUUGGGGCCCGAGGAGUGCUCAUAUAUCCUGACCCAGAAGACUUCUCUUCUGACACACACAAGCUAGGCUUGCCCAGCCACCGGGCUGUGUAUGGCCAUGUGCACAUGGGAACUGGGGAUCCCUACACCCCUGGCUUCCCCUCCUUCAACCAAACUCAGUUUCCUCCAGUCCAGUCCUCUGGCCUCCCCAGCAUCCCAGCCCAGCCCAUCAGCGCAGACAUUGCUGCCCAACUGCUAAGGAAGCUCGAAGGCCCAGUGGCUCCCCAGAAAUGGCAAGGGCAUCUCCCCGUGUCCUCGUAUCGCCUGGGUCCCGGGCCGAGCCUGCACCUGAAAGUCAACAAUCGCAGGGUUUCCACCCCCAUCAGCAAUAUCUUUGGCUGCAUCGAGGGUCACUCUGAGCCAGAUCACUAUGUCGUCAUCGGGGCCCAGAGAGAUGCAUGGGGCCCAGGAGCAGCCAAGUCUGCCGUGGGGACUGCCAUACUGUUGGAGCUGGUGCGGACCAUUUCCUCCAUGGUGAGCAAUGGCUUCCGGCCCCGAAGAAGUCUUCUCUUCAUUAGCUGGGAUGGAGGCGACUUUGGGAGUGUGGGCUCCAUGGAGUGGCUGGAGGGUUACCUCAGUGUGCUACACCUCAAAGCUGUCGUCUAUAUGAGCCUGGACAAUGCGGUCCUGGGGGAUGACAGGUUCCAUGCCAAGACCAGCCCCCUUCUGAUCAACCUCAUCAAGAAUGUCCUGAAGGAGGUGGACUCUCCUAACCGCAGUGGGCAGACCCUUUAUGAGCAGGUGUUCACCAGCCCCAGCUGGGAGGCUGAGGUGAUCCGGCCCCUACCCAUGGACAGCAGUGCCUAUUCCUUUACCGCCUUUGCGGGCGUUCCAGCAGUUGAGUUUUCCUUCAUAGAGGAUAACCAGGCAUAUCCGUUCCUGAACACCAAAGAGGACACAUAUGAGAACCUGCAUGCAGCGCUGCAAGGCCGCCUGCCUGCCGUAGCCCGGACUGUGGUCUUACUCAUUGGGCAACUCCUCAUCCGACUCAGCCAUGACCACCUGCUGCCCCUCGACUUCGGCUGCUACGGGGAUGUUGUUCUCAGGCACAUCGGCAAACUCAACGACUUCUCUGGGGACCUAAAGGCCCGUGGGCUGACUCUCCAGUGGGUGUACUCUGCACGGGGGGACUACAUCCGGGCGGCGGAGAAACUGAGGAAAGAGAUCUACAGCUCUGAGGAAAGGGAUGAAAGGCUAAUGCGCAUGUACAACGUCCGCAUCAUGCGGGUGGAGUUCUAUUUCCUGUCCCAAUAUGUGUCGCCAGCUGACUCCCCAUUCCGCCACAUCUUCCUGGGCCGUGGAGACCACACACUUGGUGCCCUACUGGACCACCUACAAUUGCUUCGAAAGGGUGACUCCAGGGUCCCGGGAGCCUCCUCCCCUGGGGUAGCAUCCAACCCAGGCUUCCAGGAGAGCCGAUUCCGUCGCCAAUUGGCCCUGCUGACCUGGACACUGCAGGGAGCAGCCAACGCACUUGGGGGAGAUGUCUGGAACAUUGACAACAAUUUCUGA
Molecule: messenger RNA, 2421 nt
Organism: Chrysochloris asiatica (Cape golden mole)
Lineage: Eukaryota; Metazoa; Chordata; Mammalia; Afrosoricida; Chrysochloridae
Gene: TFR2
Product: transferrin receptor 2
Exons: 18
Coding region: 1-2421 (806 amino acids)
Biological process (GO): transferrin transport; endocytic iron import into cell
Cellular component (GO): external side of plasma membrane
Molecular function (GO): transferrin receptor activity
Source: RefSeq, a predicted model, not a curated record